Molecule: messenger RNA, 1671 nt
Organism: Clonostachys solani
Lineage: Eukaryota; Fungi; Ascomycota; Sordariomycetes; Hypocreales; Bionectriaceae
Source: the annotation of a GenBank genome assembly
AUGGAGUUGUUUGUUCGCAUCCGCGAGAUCUGGUCAACGGUGAAGGGCGAAUACGAAGCCUUGAGAAGCAUUAUUGGUCCUGUGCGCCUCGGAAAAACCGAGUUGCUCAUGCUAUUUUUCAGAAAGGCCAUCUACGAUGUCAGAUUAUCAUACCAGACAUCAAGUCUCGGCGUGAGAUCUGUUGUACUGGGCCUUGUCAUCCUAGGCGGACUGCUUCUGCUUGACAAUGUCACGGGUCGCUUCUCCGUUGUCCGCCGUCGAGGCGUCCCCGUUCUGAAACAGCCAGAGGGAGCCCGACGCUGGGAUUAUCAGGGGAUGCUGGAGGAGGGCCGACGCAAAUACCCAAACUCCCCAUACAUCAUCGCCCAAUCUGGGUAUGAUUACGUCGUGUAUCCUUCAUCUUGCUUCGACCAAGUCAAACGGCUGCCCAUGUCAAAAGCGUCUCUGUUGGACUUUGAGACGCAUGUUUUCUUCCAAGGGUGGCGGUUUCUUGGUUCGGACAGUAGCAUCUUACACAAGAUGAUCGCUACUGACCUCUCACGCGCACUUCCGGAAAGCACGCCUACGCGUCAAAAGCACACCGCUAGAGGUGUUCAAGCGGUCUUGGGGCCCUGCCCGGAGUGGAAAUCAAUUCUUCUCUACAAAACGAUACAAGAGGUCGUCGCAAGGACCAGCGCAGCUACCUUUAUGGCCCCGGACCUUGCUGAGAACAGUUGGUGGCUGGGAGCUGCACAGUUAUUCCCAAUGAUGACGCUCCUGGCGGUAUUCGUCUGUCACAGGACCCCGCGCUUUGCUCGUCCAGUGGUUGCAUUCAUUGUCUUUUUCCCUGCCUGGUGCAUAUAUUGGGUCAUGGAGAUGAUGCUUUACCCCAUGGUCAAGCGAGACAUCUCUAAUUUCAACGCUGCCACGAGAAAAGGAAACGCCGAAAAGGAGACCGGACCGGUUUCUACCGGAAAUCUCCCAAUCACGGAGUGGCUCAUGGCUCGUUACUCUCCAGCUGAUCGUAAAGUCAGACAGAUCGCGCGGGACUUUAUUAGUCUAGCAUUCGAAUCCAUCCCCGCCACCUCGGCAACCAUUUACUUCAUCUUGUCGGAGCUAAGUUGUCGUCCUGAACUCGUAAACGAGCUGCGGGAAGAGGUGUCACAGCUGCUGGUCGAUGGACAAGUCCCUGCGAACAGCUUAGGAGAGCUCAAGAAGAUGGAUAGCGUGAUGCGAGAAUCGGCUCGGAUCAAUCCUUUCAGUUACUUGGGACUAUAUCGCAGGCUGUCUCAGCCUGUGAAGCUACCCAUCGGCCCUGAGCUGCCAGCGGGGACUAUGAUAUGCGUCGAUGUUCACCACAUCAACACGUCACAGGCUUUGUGGGAAAGUCCUCUCGAGUUUGACCCAAUGCAUUUCCUAAAGCUUCGGCAGCACCCAGGUCAAGAGAGUCGACACCAGUUUACAAGCCUUGGAGCGGACUCGCCGGGCUUCGGAGAUGGUCCGCAGGCCUGCCCUGGAAGAUUCUACGCCAGCAAUUCUAUAAAAGUCUUUCUCUGUCAUUUUCUUAUGAACUACGAAAUACAACUUGAUCCCAAAGCAGCCAAGCCGAAACGGAAUUCCAUGUCCAACGGAUCAUUUUCGCCGGACAUGUUUGCGCGCAUUCGGGUUCGAGCUCGCAAGCCCCAGUUAUGA